Molecule: messenger RNA, 1366 nt
Organism: Oryzias melastigma (Indian medaka)
Lineage: Eukaryota; Metazoa; Chordata; Actinopteri; Beloniformes; Adrianichthyidae
Product: uromodulin-like
Exons: 5
Coding region: 1-615 (204 amino acids)
Source: RefSeq, a predicted model, not a curated record
AUGACCCGGAACAGCUCCUCAGACGUCAUCACUCGUCACGAUAAAGUCUUCAUUGAGUUCUCCUGCAGCCAUCCUAAACCUCAGUUGCAGAAUGUGGCCUUCAAGAUUAUAGACAACUCUGUGGAAGCUUUCCUCCAAUCUGGAGAAUGGAAGUACAGCGUGACCAUGAAGGCUUACUCUGAUGCUGCCCACACCCAACUUUUGGAUCCAAAGAGUGAUAUCAGGCUGAACCAGAAGAUCUGGAUUGUUCUGGAGACCAAUGGUCUGAAUAAAGAUGUGGUUUCUGUGGUGACCGACUCCUGCUGGGCAACCAGUGAGGACUCACCCAACAGCACUCCCAGAUAUGACCUGAUCAGAGAUGGGUGUGCAAACGCAGACGAUGGAACAGUUAAUGUGAUGGGAAAUGGAGAAGGAACCUCCAACUCCUUCUCCUUCAACAUGUUUGAGUUCUCUGGAAAGGAAACUUCAGAAGUCUACCUUCACUGCCAACUGCAGCUGUGUGUUAAGAAGAACAACAACUGUGUGCCGGGUUGUUCUUUUGCAGGUCGAAGACGCAGAUCUCUCAGAUACAGACGUGGAGCUCCAGCCUUGAUCAGCAUGGUCUGGACUCAUUAGGUGAUUUCCACUGAAGUUUUGACAUUUCCAGACAUGAUCCCGGCUCUGAGCUCAAAUGUGUGAAAGAAUCUCAGUUCUUGUUGCUAUGAAUUAAUUUUUCAAUCAGAAUUUCAACUGUUGAUUUGAGGGUUAAAUUCAAAAAAAAUACUUUUUUUUUUCUUGCAUAUCAUUUUGAUCUUCUUUUCAGUGCUUUAGUAAUAACGUGGGAAGGGAAAAUGUGAGUUUCCUUUAGCUUUUUUAAAAAAUCUAACAAUAUGAUCUAUGAAUUUUAAAAACUAAAUCAAACUGUAUAUUCUGUAAUUUUGCUUUAUCAAGUCAAUUUGAAGAACUAUUUCAAAUUAUACAAAGUAUCUAAGAAUUAUACUGUUUUCUAUUUUUGACUGGUGAGUUUUUUUAUGGAUGUUGACACAUUCAUUGAAGACUAGCUAAAAAAAAUCAACAUAUUUCUAAAGACAUUUGGAGUAUUUGGACUUAUACCAUAAAAAGUGAUUCAUUGUGUGGGUUUUUUUUUAAUUUCCUUUCACAAUUUUUGGUUAAAAUUUAAAUAAUAAUGGGAAAUGUUUCGGUUUGGUCAAUGUAUUUGGUUUCAUUUUUUCUGCAUUUUAAAGACAAAAAAAUAAAGAAAAGGUGUGAUUAAAAAAGGCUGAAUUUUUAUCUGUGUUUACAUUUAUACUUGUUUUUUACAAUGUCAUUUGUUCACAUUACUCACAAUAAGUUAGAAAAAUCAUAAUUUACCUGAGUGUUUUUCCUU